AACCCUUCAAAUUGUAAAACAUCCCAUGUCGUCUGAAUUGAAAAGAGCUUAAAAAUGGCACUCUUUAGAGCUCGUGUCUCCUCUUCUCUCCUUCGCUCAUGUCUCGGCGCUAAUUCUCGCGCUCUCUCUACUGCUACUUCUUAUAUAUGUGUGGGUGUGAUGGUGGAAUCGAAAGAAGUGCCUCGUUGAAGUCGAUGAUGAACCAGAUGCUGACUCUAGACAUAAGCUCUCAAUAUGGGAGCUGUAUGCCACUGUCAAAUAUGAGAAUCGGGAUGCACAUUCACAACGUUGAGCUCCGCCCGGGGCAGGGUGGGAAACUCGUGCGAGCUGCAGGGACCUCUGCAAGGAUACUUACUGAACCGAAUAGAUCAGUCGGAUAUUGUGAGAUAGUACUGCUGUCUGGAGAGAAGAGAUUGAUAGACAAGAGAUGCCGGGCAACGAUAGGAGCAGUGUCAAACCCUGAGCACGGAACAAAGAAGCUGAGAAAGGCAGGGCAAUCACGGUGGCUGGGGAUAAGGCCCACAGUGAGAGGUGUGGCAAUGAACCCAGUCGACCACCCCCAUGGUGGUGGUGAAGGAAAGAGCAAAAGUAGUGGGAAACACGGGCAUUGCUCGCGGACGCCGUGGGGGAAACCUACCAAGUCUGGAUACAAGACUGCCCGUACUAAGAAGAGAGAUGUUGCACCAGGGAAGGUGGAAAGGGAGGCUGAGGUCAGGCAGACUAAGGCUGAGGUGAAGCCAAUUGCUACUAAGGAAAUGCAUGUUGUUGCUGAAUAGAUAUGGAAAGAUAUGAUGGAGAAGAUGCUCAGCAAGCUAGGCAAAGCCACUGCAGCGCAGAGGGGGCUACUGGAGCUCCAAACUGAGAAGUUAAUGAAAGCCCUCUCCUUCAUGGAGAGGAUAGUUAUAUUGGCCGAGCAUAACUCCCAUCUAGCCUCGCAGUUUGCGGCUCGGGAUUGAAAGGAAGCCUGCAGCAGCCCACCCUGGAAACUACCCCUAUUAAGCCGUCAAGAAAAAGGAUGGAAACCACCACCACCACCACCAGCCGAGUAGACAAAGAAGAAGUCAGAGGAGCCAACAUCAUCGGCUCUCAAAAGAGUCAAAUUGGAGAAAACCAAACGCCUGACUCAACAGGCUUGCUCCCAAGGGAGCCAGAAACAUAAUUAACCCCCCAAGUGACCAAGUAAAUUUUAAAUUUCAUGUUUUAUUUCUAAUAGUUAUAGGUCUUGUUUUAGGAAGUUCUUAUAUAUGCAUGUGUGUCCACUUUAUGUCCUUUUCUUGUGUGUUCUUCUCCCACUUAGCCCACUUCUUGGUCUAAGUGUGAGAAGAAGUUUUAUGUGUAUAACAUGUGUCAAUUUAACUGUAAUUGUUUGGCGAUUGUUCUCCCACUUAGCCUAAUGCUUGGUCUAAGUGUGAGAAGUUUGGUUGUACAUAUACCUGUGUGGAAGUAUCGACGUAAUUUCAUAGAGUCAUUCGGUCUGAAUGCUCCAUGAAGAACAUAAGCCAGAUGACGGAACGGGAAGACCUAGGAUGUAGAAGAUCAUCCCAUGAGUGAUUCGGCAGAUUUGGAUUCAUAUAGAUAUCCACCCAUGUGGUACUUCAUUGUACCAUAUAUAUAUAUAUAUAUAUAUAUAUAUAUAUAUAUAUAUACGAUCCAUCUGUAUAGAUAUCAUCUAGUAGUUGUUUUGUAUGUAUAUUAUGUCUGGCAGAGCAGAACAACCAAAUGGCCUUACAACUUAUAUCCGCCGCUUCUACCUCAAAAGAAAGCCCGCAAAGGGAAGCCACCCCAGACACCACUCCUAUCAAAGAGACAAGGAAGAGGAAAACCACCACCGCCGCCGACCAAGCACCCUCUGCACUACCUGCUUCAUCCACGGCCAAGAGGACCAGGCUGACCAAGCAUUCUGGCUCCUAGGGGAGCCAGAAGAAACACUAAACUAGACGGACCAAGUGUGUAUGAAAGUUCGCCAUAUUAAAAAAUGAACUGAUCAACUAGGCGGACGAAUGGAUCAAGGAGAAUGAGUCAAAUUUGCUGCGUAAACCGAUCAAGUCGGACUACAUGACAUGCAGCAGGAGCACCCGAUUAGAAGAUUGAGCGACACACAAGAAAGAUCCCCACGGGCGAAGGGUUAAGAAGACUUUUCGAAGGACAGUUGCCCUAGAGAUCAAGACCCCACGCCUUCCUAUAAAUGAAAAUAGAGAAGGAGGAAGGAGGCAACUCCCAGCUCUUGACACUCAGUAGACUUCAGCUCUCUUCUAGGGCUGAAAUAGGGGCUCCCAACACUCAAAACUCCAGAUUUCCGUAGCAUACACACUUGGUUUUUGUUCUAGUUUAGUCUGUUAGUGGUUUGGUGUUGGUUUUUAUCAUUUUAAUCGUUUAGUUCUGCUAUUCCGCUUCAAGAAGGGACGAUGAAACAAUUUCUCUCUUUGGUUUUGUCUAUUUUUAGUUUACGCUUGAUGUUGCAGACUCUUGAUGUUUUGAUUCAGUAAAUUUAGUGUUAUGAUUUCGA
Molecule: messenger RNA, 2506 nt
Organism: Salvia splendens (bonfire salvia)
Lineage: Eukaryota; Viridiplantae; Streptophyta; Magnoliopsida; Lamiales; Lamiaceae
Product: 60S ribosomal protein L2, mitochondrial-like
Exons: 4
Coding region: 147-776 (209 amino acids)
Biological process (GO): mitochondrial translation
Cellular component (GO): mitochondrial large ribosomal subunit; ribosome
Molecular function (GO): structural constituent of ribosome; RNA binding; transferase activity
Source: RefSeq, a predicted model, not a curated record